CUUUCCUGGUGAUUAGGCUUUUUUAUUAUCAUUAUUUUUAAUCCCUCCUUCCCGCUGCCCCCCACCCCCCGCUCGCUGUGCGUGUGCCACCGGGGAGGAUGCGCGCCUCCCCCAACCCCUUCCCCGGCAGCUCCCGCCGCGGCGGCGGGGCGCGGGGGUCAGCGGGGAACCGCGGGGCCGGGGUUGCGCUGGGCCGCACCUGGCCGCACCGCGCUGCGCGGACUGCGCCCCAUGAACUCCCCCGCCGCUUCCUGCCGCCCCUCGGCGCCUGAGUCUCCGCUCGCUUGUGUCCAGCAGCGUGGACACACGCACGGAGGCACUCACUCGCAGCGCUCCGCCGAGCUUCCCAGGCUGCCGAACAGCGCAGCGCAGCACAUCUCCGCGCAGCCCGCCAGAAGCCCCCUCCUUCCAUUCCUUCCUUCCUUCUCUCUCUACUUCCCUCCCUCUCUCCUUCUCCUCCCCCGCUCCCGCCCGCUCGCCGCUCUGAAGGAUGCCCGGGCAGAGAGAAGCCAGGAGGUGAGGAGUUGUCUAAGCAAGAAUGCCAGGUAUUUCAGGCUCAGCGACUUGUGCACCAUUUCAGCAGCCAUGUCUCAUCUUUCCAUCUGCAUACCUGGAGUUGGUUUAUCCCUUGGCUGGUCUUUUCAGUAACCACUAAAGUCUUCUUGAGACUGAACACUGGAAGAGAUGACUUAAAUUCUUCCUGAAUAUUCUUCAUCAAAAGUAGAUGUGCUGGACUUUCUGGAUGUGCAUAAGGAUAGAAAGACUGCAGAAGUCCUGAAGAUUGAUGGAGGGCCAUGCUAUUCAAACAGCAGCCGUUGCUGAGACAGAAGCUCUUUGUACUAGGCAGUCUUGCUAUUGGAAGUCUCCUAUAUCUAGUUGCCAGAGUUGGGAGCUUGGAUAGACUGCAGCCCCUCUGCCCCAUCGAUGGUCGAUUUGGACCCCACAGCCAGGACGAAAUCCCUCUGCGAGCUCUGCAGUUCAAGAGAGGGCUGCUUCAUGAGUUCCGAAAGGGCAAUGCCACCAAGGAACAAAUACGACUGCACAAUCUGGUUCAGCAACUUCCCAAGGCCAUUAUCAUUGGGGUUCGGAAAGGAGGCACCCGAGCACUGCUGGAGAUGCUGAACCUUCACCCUGCAGUGGUCAAAGCUUCUCAAGAGAUUCAUUUCUUUGACAAUGAUGAGAACUAUGCCAAGGGGAUUGAGUGGUACCGGAAAAAAAUGCCUUUUUCUUACCCUCAUCAAAUAACAAUUGAGAAAAGCCCUGCAUAUUUUAUCACUGAGGAAGUACCUGAAAGGAUUUACAAAAUGAACUCAUCUAUCAAAUUAUUGAUCAUUGUCAGGGAACCUACCACAAGAGCUAUUUCUGAUUACACUCAGGUGCUGGAAGGUAAGGAAAGAAAGAAUAAAACUUACUACAAGUUUGAGAAGCUGGCUAUUGAUCCUAAUACCUGCGAAGUGAACACUAAGUAUAAGGCGGUGAGAACCAGCAUCUACACAAAACAUUUGGAGAGAUGGUUAAAAUACUUCCCAAUCGAGCAGUUUCAUAUCGUGGACGGAGACCGGCUCAUCACAGAACCACUGCCAGAACUCCAGCUGGUCGAGAAGUUCCUAAAUCUUCCUCCAAGGAUAAGUCAGUACAAUUUAUACUUCAAUGCCACCAGAGGGUUUUACUGCUUGCGAUUUAACAUUGUCUUUAACAAGUGCCUGGCGGGUAGCAAGGGACGCAUCCAUCCAGAGGUGGAUACCUCUGUCAUUACCAAAUUGCGCAAGUUCUUUCAUCCUUUUAAUCAAAAAUUUUACCAGAUCACUGGGAGGACAUUUAACUGGCCCUAAAUUAAACUUCAUACAACAUUUUCUGUUGCACCUGAGACAUGCAAUUAAUGUCUCUGCUAAAAUAUGCACUUUUCAUAGACAUGGCUAUCAAAGUAACUUUUUUCAUGUAUACGUGUACAUAUGCAGUGUGUGACCAAAUAUAUGGUGGGAUCAACUUUUUCUACAGAGUAGUAACUAACGUAAAUUUACUGUCAACAUACUAGCAUCUUUUAAGAUAUAAUAAUAAAGGGAAAGGAGGUAUUGAGGAACAUGAAAUCAGACACUGUUAAAAGUGUCAGUGUUCCUCUCACUUAGUGAAGUGUUUAUGUGACAUGCUUAUUGAUCUAAGCAGAAUAUUGGUUUAUGCCAUGAAAAUCAUGUAAGAAGUCUGUGAAGCUGUGAGAAAGCAUAAUUUUCAAGCUAUAUUUGCUAUGUAUAUUGCUAAAGGAAUACUGACACUUUAAACACAGUGCUGAAUUUUUACGAGAGUGGAUACUACUAUUUUCUUAUUAUUUGAAAUUAAUACCUGAAUAUCUUGUAUCAUACAAACUACAUUGUUGCAGAGUUCCUGUUGUGAGUUUGCACUAUUGUUUUAUUGUAUGGACCAUAGUGUCACUUGUAGCAUGUCAACCAUGUGUCAAAAAAAGCUCAAAUAAUUUUUUUCUUCUGUGCUUGUGUAUCAACAAAGCUAAACAUCAUGUACAUACUGUACAAUGUUUGUAAAUACCGGUUUCACACUAAGUAAUUCUAUUUUGUAAACUGAAUAUGGCUAUUUAAUUUAUUGUGAAAAUUAAAUUUAUUGUGGUAUUUAAAAAUGGAAUGGAUUAAAAUUACCUAUAUGUGCAA
Molecule: messenger RNA, 2657 nt
Organism: Columba livia (rock pigeon)
Lineage: Eukaryota; Metazoa; Chordata; Aves; Columbiformes; Columbidae
Gene: HS3ST5
Product: heparan sulfate-glucosamine 3-sulfotransferase 5
Exons: 5
Coding region: 795-1832 (345 amino acids)
Molecular function (GO): [heparan sulfate]-glucosamine 3-sulfotransferase activity
Source: RefSeq, a predicted model, not a curated record